Messenger RNA from Purpureocillium takamizusanense, 977 nucleotides. RefSeq names its product Catechol O-methyltransferase. Lineage: Eukaryota; Fungi; Ascomycota; Sordariomycetes; Hypocreales; Ophiocordycipitaceae. Gene Ontology annotation, molecular function: O-methyltransferase activity. Bases 147 to 977 code for a protein of 276 amino acids. The record is from RefSeq and is a predicted model, not a curated record. The transcript is spliced from 3 exons.
CAGAAGCCGAAAGAAGGACCCGAUGCCCCGUCGAAUUGCCUGUCUCUGUUCAGGAAACGGGUUUCCGGUUUGUCGAGGGGACUGCUUCAACCUCUAGACGGUCUUUGGAGUCGCAUCAACUCUCGUCGACAAUCCCAGCAGACAAGAUGGUUCCGUUCGACUCAAAGCAAGCGUACGCUCCUCAGGAGGAUGUCUACUUUGACGAUGGGCGUGAGAUUGAGCUGCUACAUUAUGUAUAUGGUCGACCAGACAUUGGUUCCCUCCGCGGCUCGCCGGGCAAGGUUUUGAGCGCUAUUGAUGAGUUCGCAAGGACGCAGAAGUACCUCAUGAACGUUGGCGAAGCCAAAGGGGCCAUCGUCACGAAAUUGAUAGCAGAGGUUGAGCUAGGAGGGUAUGUUGGCUAUUCUGCAAUACUCUUUGGAGACGCUUUGCAUCGCGCCGGUGGUCAACAAUACAUCUGUCUCGAAAGAAAUCCGGAAUUUGCAGCCGUGGCCAGCAGCUUGAUCGAGCUCGCCGGUCUUCGGAACAUUGUUCAAGUCGUGGUCGGCACUAGCGACCGCUCUCUUCGGCGCCUACAUGCCGAGGGCCGAUUGACAGGAAUUGACAUUCUGUUCCUGGAUCACUACAAGCCCGCUUACACACCUGACCUAAAACUAUGCGAGCAGUUGUCGUUAGUCCGUCCAGGCACAGUGCUUGCGGCCGAUAAUGUCAUCAAGCCAGGAAACCCCCCGUACCUUGCCUACGUGAGGAGUACGGUAGAAGAGAAAAUGCGAGGGGCAAAGGGAACGGAUGAGGUCGAUUCAUUUGAUGACAAGUGUUCCAAGCAAUACGAGGAACGACAGGGAGCCGAACACUUGAACCAUGGCCUGCAGGGUGAUCCAAGUCUGGUCUACCAAAGCGAGCUGAUCAAUAGCUUUGAGCCUACGGGUGUUCCCGACGGGAUAGAGAUUACCAGAUGCAUUGGCAAGAAUUCCUGA